Molecule: messenger RNA, 2448 nt
Organism: Adineta steineri
Lineage: Eukaryota; Metazoa; Rotifera; Eurotatoria; Adinetida; Adinetidae
Source: the annotation of a GenBank genome assembly
AUGACACUUCAACUCAUUCCGAAUAGUGAUCUCAUUUUUCAAGGUCCUUUUAAUGUUGUUUCAGUAACAACACUCAAACUAUUUAAUAGUGGAAAUGAACGACUUGCUUAUAGAAUAAAAACAACAGCACCCAAACGUUAUUGUGUUAAACCAAAUAUUGGCUUUCUUGAUGCGCAUACUACUGCUAAUAUUCAGUUUAUGUUAGAACCGCAAAAACCCAACCAACCUGAUGAUCGUUUUAGGCAUAAAUUUAUGGCACAAUGGGCUACUGUGCCAAAUGAUCAUACGGAUGAUACAGAUAGUUUUUGGAAGCAAGAUUCUAAAAAUAUUAUUAUUCAAGAUUUAAAAUUUAAAUGUGCCUUUGUUGAUGAACAACAAGCAGCAAUCGUAUCUAAUAAUUCACAUGAACAUCGUCAAUUAGAUGCAAGAAAUAUGGACACAUCAAUAACAACAUCGUCGUUAGUAUGCCCAAUAACGUUUCAACUAUUUCAUGAGCCAGUAGUGGCUGAAGAUGGACACACGUACGAACAAUCGGCUAUAAUUGAAUGGGUCCAGAAAAACCAUACAAGUCCAAUUACCCGUCAGCCACUGAGUAUCGGUAAACUUCGGCCAAACUAUACUAUUAAAAGCAUGGUGCAAGAAUUCGAAACAAAAAUACGCUCGACAAACUAUCGUUUUAAGUUGAAUAGUGAUGUAAAAAAGGGUCGAAAGACAUUAUUUCAAUCUACUGGUAAAGUAAUUUUUGAGGCUAGUUGGUUAACAAAAAUAGAUGGUCCUCCAAUCGUUUUAUUGAAGAUAAGUGGUGUAAAAGCUCAGAAUGAAGCUGUUUUCUACACAGAACUAAGUCGUCAUCCGCAUAUUCUUCGUACAUACGGUAUUAUUGACGAAAUAUCGGUUAGUCCAAAUUCUGUUAUGUUAGUUCAAGAGUAUGCACCUGAAGGAAGUCUAUAUGAAGUACUUGAAGAUGGAGAAUCACCGCCGAAAGAAUCUGUUUUAGGCGAAAUAUCUAUACAAUUAGCUGAUGCUAUGUCGUAUUUGGCUCACAAUAAUAUUAUUCACGGUGAUCUAGCAUGUCGAAAUGUACUUGUUUUUCGUUUUGACAGAUUAAUCCCACAAAAUAAUCUAGUAAAAUUAACAGAUUUUGGACUUAAUCAUGCAAGUUCUACGUACUUAGCUAUGCCAGAAACAUCAUCAAUAUUAAAUGUGAUUCCUUUACGUUACGCGGCGCCAGAAAUACUCAGUAAUGGUAAUUCGAAAGACUCAUAUACUGAAAAGUCAGACAUGUAUUCGAUGGGUGUUCUCAUGUGGGAAGCUUAUUCAAAGGGAGAUAUCCCUUGGUUAAACAUCGAAAAAGAUGAUGAAGUUUGUCGUUUGGUAAUUGCUGGAAAGCAACUCGAACGUCCAACAUCAUGCAGUGUUGAACAUUGGUCCAUUAUUUCCGAAUGCAUGUCACAUCAACCACAAAAUCGGCCGACAUUCAAGAUCUUGAAACAACAGUUGAUCGAAUUACAAUGUCGAAAGUCUUUCGAAAAGAUGGCGCAUAUAAAUCUCCUAAGUCAAACAGUUAAGAAGCUAUCAUCGAAGAUACCAUUAAUGAUUAAGACAUUACUUCGACGCACAGACGGAAGCUUAUAUGAAGGAGAAAUGGUAAACGGCAAUAUACAUGGAAAAGGGAUUCUUAUCAAUGAAGAUGGUGCUCGAUACGAAGGUGAGUUCAGAGAUGGUGAGCCUGUUGGUCAAGGUGUAAUGAACGACAAGAAUGGUACUCAUUUUAACAUAGAAUGGAAAAAUGGCAAAAUGUACGGACGAGGGGUGUCUGUUUUACCGGACGGUGCUAGACUUGAAAUUGGAAUAAACGAGAACGAACCAGACGGACAAGCAGUUAUGACGACCUUAGAUGGAAUGCGAUUCGAAUUUCGGUUUAGUAAUGGUGUACCGACUGGAUCAUUCAUAAUAUCAACAGCUGGUGGAGCUCGUUUAGAAGCUAAAAUUGACGGAAACGAUAUUUCAGAAUGUAUAUUGAAUUUCCCAAAUGGCGAUAGAUAUGAAGGCCAAGUUAAUAAAGAAGACUUCAGCGGAUUAGGAAUUUUCACAACUUGCAAUGGUGAUCGAUAUGAAGGGCAAUUUUAUUGCAGUAAAGCGCAUGGACGUGGUACAGCCGUUUGGAAAAAUGGUAAUAAAUACGUUGGUGAAUUUUCAAAGGGCAAACUAGAAGGAAAGGGCAUUUUCACAUUUCCUAACGGUGUUACAGUCGAGGGUCAAUUUAAAGAAAAUACAUUAACUGGGCGACACUUAAUGUCGCGUGCUGGAUGCGAAUCUCAUGAAGUUGUAGCUACCCAUGAUGCACUUGGUGGAUAUGUUACAUUUAGAUUUCCAGCGAGUGAACCGCUGGAAUCUCUUUUUGAAUUCAAUAGAUACUCCAAGGAAUUUGACUGUUAUUUAUCUUGA